Messenger RNA from Chelonia mydas (Green sea turtle), 6392 nucleotides. RefSeq names its product fucosyltransferase 9 (gene FUT9). Lineage: Eukaryota; Metazoa; Chordata; Testudines; Cheloniidae. Gene Ontology annotation, molecular function: alpha-(1->3)-fucosyltransferase activity. The record is from RefSeq and is a predicted model, not a curated record. Gene Ontology annotation, cellular component: membrane. Bases 17 to 1246 code for a protein of 409 amino acids. The transcript is spliced from 2 exons.
UUUCCCUCCUCCUUCCAUGAUGCCUCUUAAAGAGGGUCCUAAAUACCCGCUGCCUUGUUGGGGUGAUUACAGGACUUGCCUAGUUCAGCCGUGGACCUUUUCUUUGUACAACACACACAUCUCUGGAGAGAGGAGAUCUAAAUGUGGUUUUGGUGAAGAACAAAUUAUGACAUCAACAUCCAAAGGAAUUUUUCGGCCAUUUUUAAUUAUUUUCAUUGUGCUGGGUUGUUUCAUGGCAUUUUUACUUAUUUACAUCAAACCAACAAACAGCUGGAUCUCUGGUCCCAUAGAAUCAGCCAGCUCAGUUCUGAAAAUGAAGAGCUUCUUUUCUACCAAAAGCGAUUAUUUUAAUGAAACAACAAUACUGAUCUGGGUUUGGCCAUUUGGACAGACAUUUGAUCUUGCAUCUUGUCAAACAAUGUUCAACAUCCAGGGGUGCCAUCUAACUAUUGACCGCUCACUAUAUAACCGAUCUCAUGCCGUCCUUAUUCACCACAGAGACAUCAGCGGGGAUCUCACUAAUUUACCUCAGCAAGCUAGGCCGCCGUUCCAGAAAUGGAUUUGGAUGAACUUGGAGUCUCCAACUCACACUCCACAAAAGAGUGGCAUUGAACACCUGUUCAACCUGACCCUGACUUAUCGGCGUGAUUCAGAUAUUCAAGUGCCUUAUGGCUUCAUGAAGGUUAGCACAAGCCCAUUUGCAUUUGAAGUGCCAAGCAAAGAGAAGUUGGUAUGUUGGGUUGUAAGUAACUGGAAUCCCGAGCAUGCUCGAGUCAAGUAUUAUAAUGAGCUAAGCAAAUAUACUGAAAUCCAUACCUAUGGGCAAGCAUUUGGAGACUAUGUGAAUGAUAAAAACUUGAUUCCAACUAUCUCCACUUGUAAAUUUUACCUGUCCUUUGAAAACUCAAUCCACAAAGAUUACAUUACUGAAAAACUUUACAAUGCUUUUCUGGCUGGAUCUGUACCAGUUGUAUUGGGCCCAUCCAGAGAAAACUAUGAGAAUUAUAUUCCAGCAGAUUCUUUCAUUCAUGUCGAAGAUUUCCUCUCCCCAAGACAGCUAGCAGAAUAUCUUCUAAUGCUUGACAAAAAUAAUAAGCUGUAUCUUAGCUACUUUAACUGGAGGAAAGACUUCUCAGUGCAUCUUCCUCGGUUCUGGGAAUCACAUGCAUGCCUUGCUUGUGACCAUGUAAAGAGACAUCAGGAGUACAAGUCCAUUGGGAAUUUAGAAAAAUGGUUUUGGAAUUGAACUUUUUACCUUUUUGUGCAUUUUUUUCAAAGAAACUGACAUAAUCUGUAGCCUAAGUGGAGGUGGGAAGGAAAAAAAAAAUCUGUGUUUUAUGUCAGUUUUUAUCAGCUAUCCCCUCUUGGGGUAUCUUAUUUAUGUUUGUCAGAGAUUUUAAAAGCUCAGCAUCAGCAGUCAUCAAUACUCAGUUUUAAAUUAUACUGUAUAUAGCUAAUUAUGUGCACUGAAGAAUAAUUUAUUGUUUACUUUAGUUUUUAUUCAAGGGUUUUUUCACGUUUUCAGUCGAUUAUUUGUCCCAGUCUUACACAAGAUGUAGUGAUUUUUAACAUUGUGUUUUUUACUUUAGAUGAGCUAUUUAACAUGCGUGGAAAAUGAAGACAUCUUAAGAUAUCAUAGAGAAUUUUAAUGAAAUUGGUUUAGUUUGAAAUGGUUUAGUUUGAAAUUUGUGUAACUGGUUUAGUUUGAAAUUUGUGUAACAUUUCAAAAGACAAUAAUGUUUGUCAUGGUUUAAUUUCUGCUCUCUUAAAUUCUAAGAACACUCUAGAAUUGAAUACACUGCAUUACUUUAAGUGGUUCCUGUUUAUAAGGUAUAUGGAUUCAGAAAAAAUGUAUUAUAAAUAAGCUUUAAAAAGUUAUCACAAUAUAAGAGAGCCUUUGGGUUUUAAACAGGAAAAAGGUAUUCCCCUUACAGUUAGUUCCAUUACGAUACCUUGGAAAUAUAUGGAUUUGCUCUCAUCUCCAUAAGAUAGAGUACUGAGGAAUUGAGAAAAUUAAGCUCCCAAGUUAGUGUCUGAAGCCCUGAUUUGGUAAAGCAUUUAAGCACAUGCUUAAACUUAAGCAUGUGCUUUUUUGAAUCAGGGUCACAGGUAAUGUUACUUUAAAUACAGUUGAAUAAAUUGCAAUAUACUCAUUUGAUCACACUCACCUUUAUAACUAGAUGCUCAGCUCUUUUUCUUCUUCUUUUUUAACACUUCUCUAUUCAGAGUCAGCGAUGUUUAUAGCCUUCUUCCAAAACUCAUGGUUGUACGCCGAGCUAUCAUGCAGAUUGGUCACUCUGAGCUCUGCUGAUAUCCAGUCUGUGUACCAAAUCUUUGGUUGUCUUCCAUCCACAAUCACUGCAAGAGACAUCCUACUGAUACAUCUGUACAGGCUCCACUGGAUAUGCCUAUUAUUCAAAAAAAAAUUGGAAGAUUUUGCAAUUUUUAUAUGUUCUGAUUAUUUGCAAAUUAUUCACCCAACUCUAUAAAAGUCUGUUCCAACUUUAAUUGAACUUUAAUCACAGCUGGAUAGCAUCCUGAAGUGGGUGAAUAAUGUGAAGAAAUAUUGAUUGAAUAUUUUAUUAGAAAAAAAUUGUGAAACUAAUUACAUACAUUAGAUUAUUAUUCAACCUGCUCUAGUUAGAACAAAGGCUCAGUUUGUUUUUAGGGGGUUUUCUUGCUGUUUUGAAAGUACGUAAUAUGAAAGGUAUUUUUAAAAAGUAUCCAUCAGAACAAUGGAUAUUAUCAAGAUUUCAGUAUAAAUAUGUUCAUAGUAUUAUGUGUGCUAUCAUAGCAAAUUCUGAAAUGCAGUUUUGUCAUUAUUGUUUUUAAUAUGUCUAUUAAUAUGUGCAUUAUUUGGAUUCAUUAUCCUGUAACCUCAGCAACUAGGAUUAAAACUCCCAAUACUAUAGAUAAUCAUAGAUCUGGUGGUUUAAUAAUGUAGAUGUAUUUUAUACUAAGAUAAAGCCACUGUACAUAGUUCUUGAUGGCAACAUGUACUUAUCACCCACAGCUCCCACAGCUGACUUGUAGACAGCUCUUAGACUCAAGCCCCUUUAUUUUGAUAUGAUCUCAGUCAGGUUUGACUAUGUACAUCUGAAUAUACUAACUGUAUAAGAUAUACUGUAGUAUAAGAACCUGAAAAGAAAUAAUUGUUGAAGGAGAACUUUAAGGGAACAUACUCAAGGCCCAGAUUCUGAACUGGUGUAGAUCAGCAUAGUUCCAUUGACAGCUACUGGUUAUGGAUCUGAUCCAAACUUAACAUCCUUAAAUGAAAGUAAAUCAGAGGCAGAAAGUUUGGACUAUGCCUAAACAGAAUGGCAGCAUCCCUCUAGAUUUAGUUUAAUCUAAAAAGUAGUCAGCAGCUGAAAUAAAGCAUGAAGAAAGAACCCAAAAAUUUAGAAAAAGGAAGAAAAUAUAAAAACUUACAUCAGGAAAAAGUACAGCUUGAAUAAUAUUUAAAGCCCUGAUCCAGCAAAGCACUUAAGGGCAUACUUAAUUUUAAGCAUGGGUGUAAGUGCUUUGCUGGAGUGGGGCCUAUGUCAGCAGUUGAUGUUUAUGGUAAACAUUGGGUGAAUGAUAUGUUAAUUUCUGUGUUACCUCCUUGUAAUCGAAGAUGGAACACAAAUGCUGAAUGGUGUAAAAGAACGGUAAACUUAAGAACAUAACAUGGAACACUGAAUGAAAAGGUUAUAGAACUAUGAACUAGACUUGAUCUUUUACCUAAGAGUUCAAAAGUUGCUUUCAUGAUUCAAAUAUUUAAUUAUGCCCAUUUAUUGCUAAGUCUUAAAAGGUUUACUUACAGCAUACUGUGAAUCUCCUAAAUUCACCAAUACUGCAGUAUGAAAUAUAAAGGGACAGCUCAUGUUGUGCAUUAAUCUGAUAGAAUGAAAUCCAGUCCUCAAAGAAAGUUACUAUCUAAAAAGAGAACUCACCCACGUGUAAAAUAUAUGGGUAGUAUUUCUAUAGUGUACAAAUUACUAUUACAAGGUAAAAAUCAGGACACUUUUUCAUCUUUUUUUUUUCUUCAGGAGGCAAGUAAAUUCACAGCAUUUUAAUGUACCACACCGUUUUGAAGUAAUCUGUGACCAGAUCCAGCUGAUUCUGAAGUUUGAGAGUCUUUGUAUUGACUGGUUCAAUGCCUUGGUGAACUGUACAUAGUCUUUUAUUUCUUUUCAGCUAAUUGAAGUUGUCUUACAUGUUAAAAGCCCUUAUAUCAAGUCAAAACUAGUCCCCUGGCUUCAGGACUCAGCUGAUGUACUUGUCAUAUUAACAACAAGAAGCCAUAAUGAUGAGACAAGAAGGUGUAUGUUUUGUUGCUACAGAAACCAUAGGGUACCAAUCUAGCAAGGCACAUAAGAACAUGCUUAACUUUAAGCACAUGAGUAGUGCCAUCAGUCAGAGUUGGAUCAGGCUCAGUGGGACUAUUCUAGUGCUUAAAGUAACGAAUAUGUUGAAGUGCUUUGCUGGAUCAGGGCCUAAGUUUGUAUCUUCUGUGUAUUUUCACACUAUCCUUCACGUUCAGAUUAGGUCUCUCACGGUGUCUUGAGUGUUAGUGAGAAAAUCAGAGAGAAACCUAACAAAGAGCUAAAUGAGCCAAAAAAUAUACACAAGUCUUUAAAAAGUGAUGCUAUCCUAAUACAUUGCCAGCUCUGCUGAAAGGUGAGGCUGGGACAUAGAUAAGCCAGGCACUCCAUAAAUAACCCAACAAGGACAAUACAGCCCCCCCUUUAAAUCAUGAGGAAAUAAGUCGCCACUUAACUCCAAGGAGAUGGCUUCAGGCAAGGGGCUUGAGAUCUUUUGAGCAAACAGGAGGGAGGGUCUCAGGCUAGGCCACACCAGCCCAAGUCUCCUCUGUAGUUUGACAAAUACUUGAGAGCUUAAUAUUUUUACAGAACUCUUGUGCUCGGUGAGUCUGACCUGAUCAGUAUGCUCUAAAAUUGGCUUAGGGUUUCUAUUACACUGCAGACUGUAAACUCUUUGGGGCAGGGACUGUCUGUGUAUUGUACACUGCUGUGUACGUGAUUGCCUUUUAACAAAUAGUCGGUCGUAUUUCACAAUUACAACCAUAGAGCUUGUUAACAUUCCUUUCUGAUUACGUAAUAUCUUGCCAUUUUACCUCAGGCAAAGUACCCACUGAUGUUAAUGAGUGUUCCGCUGACAAAGAUCUCAGAAUCAGGCACAAUUACUUUUUUGUUUGCUGGCAGUAGGAUUCUUGCUAUGUCCAUUAAAUAUAAUUGCACAUAUAGGUGUACACAGUUUGGUUUUAUUGUUUUAAAUAAGAUCUUGCCACAAUGCAUGUGGUGGCUCUGAGCCUUGAUCACCAGGGGUGCUGCAUUAAUUUGUUUAGUUCUUUCCCUUUGUGCUCAUUCUUGGAGGGGAAACAUGAAGAAAAUUGAUGAAUUGGUCUCUUUUCUAUUUCUUCUGAAUGUACACUGUCAAGAAUUCUCAUGUGGAGGAGAUUUCUUUUGGUCACUUAUUUUUCAAGGGACUGGCUAACCAGGUUAUUUUAAAAAAGCAAAUGUUUUUUUCUCUUAUUGAAUUACUCCUGUCAGAAACACUCCAUCCUUUGUGGAGAUUUAUAGAAUUCUCUGCCUGCUAAGUUACCAUACCAAAGGGCUAGAGUUAGUCUGGCAGGACAUGGUAGGAUGUGUGGCCAUACACCAAAAAUAUUUAAUAAUCUAUGUUUUCUUUUAAUUAACAAUAACAACAAAUUUGCUUUACCCUUUUCUGGAUCUUUUUCUUUCCUUCUUUCCUUGUUGCUGAGUUUUCUUUCUUCCACAGAAGAUGAAAAUCCAACUUCAAAUCAGGUUUACCACUUUGUAAAAACCGGUCAACAAAUUAAAAUAAGCUAAGGAGCACACUUGUGCUGCUAGUACAUCUGUUAUAACCAUUGUCAUAUUCAAUCCCACUGGCGCUGCUUGACAUCUCAGCUUUAAUAGAAGAGUCUAACGGUUCAAUCAUAGCGUGAUCGAAGUUAUUGAGAAUUCUUUCAUCGACUUCUAAGAGGUUGGGAUUAGAAAUAUUUCUUCCUAAUAUCAUGCCUGGUGACAGCCAAUUCCAUUCGGAUGGAAAAAUGCAGAUGCAGCAGAUGUAAUUGUUGGUGCCUCUCCUUUCAGACAAUGACAGCUUUUUUGGGAUGGUGGAUCUUGACUUUUGGAAGUGAAAGUUUUUUUCUUUAGAUGCAAACUUGAUUACUCUAAAGAAUUGCUUCCAAGAAAUCAGUCAAUUAAUGCUAUAAUUAGUGCUUUCCACAGAACAGUGCUGUUCUCGGGAAAAAAUUCCCUAAUGGCAGACAGAGCUGUCCCUAGGGACCCUGGGCAGCAUGGGGCCAGCAGCCCGGAGCCCCUGGACUUCCAAGAGCUAAGCAGAUCAAAGCAAGCAUAUCUAUC